This is a messenger RNA of Morone saxatilis (striped sea-bass), 2490 nucleotides long. Its product is annotated as transmembrane protein 275. The record is from RefSeq and is a predicted model, not a curated record. Lineage: Eukaryota; Metazoa; Chordata; Actinopteri; Moronidae. The coding region runs from base 103 to 723 and encodes 206 amino acids. The transcript has a single exon.
UGUGAAUUUAUUUAAACGUUGCCAUGGAGAAGAGUUUGGACUGAGACACGGGGAGAUUUGAUAUCACAGUGUAAGAGAGAGAGAGAGCCCAGAGGUGAAGACAUGGUCAUCACUGACAGAAACACCAGCACCCCUGUUCCUAAAAAGGACCCUCAGAAGAAGACGAGAAGAAAGUCUCGCCCUCAUGGCCUGCCCUCUCCGGCACUCUGCUGUGCCUGUGGCCUAUGCAUCAUGCUGGCUGGACUCAACAUCACCCUGGUGGGAGCGUUCGCCUUCAGCACACUGGUGCCUUCUGCCAAUCCCCCGAUCAUCAUCGGACCUAUUCUACUGCUGGUUGCCUUUUCCUUUUUCGGGGCCUGUUGCGUGUGCAGCCGGCUCCCACCUCCCCACAGCUCACGGAGGUCUAAGGUGGGCGGCAGGGGCACGGGGAUGAUGGGACACGGCGGGCUGGCCGGUGGAGCAGCAUUUGAAAUAGAGACCAGCGAGCACACACUGCAGGAUACCACAGCUGUGCAGCUCAGCCCCACAUCCUCUCCUGGAUCGUCCCAAGUGUCCAGCCCAGAAAAGGAGGUUCCUGAUGCGGCCCUACCAGGGCCCUGUAAGCUCUUCACCCUGGAGACCAACGGCCCUUCUUCUGUUUGCGCCACCGCAGUCUACUCAGCCUCCACAGCAGCAGGAGGGGAAGUGAGGCUUAACCUGCCACGUGAAGAAGUGGUCACCUAGCAGCACAGAAACUCUUCCAAGGCCGGAGUUCUAGCAGUGUAAAUAGCCUUCUGGGUUGAGGGCUUGCUGAGUGUGGUUGUGUCCUCUAGUUUACGUAGUGCCAUAUUUCUGGUCGUGACAAGUUGUCAGCCGUAUGCUUUAGAUUUUCUUGCUGUGCAGCCAACUGGUAAUAAGCAUGCAAAGUUAAUGAAACAUCCAAGUAUUUGUGGAUCAUAGGUUUUGGAAUUCAAAUUCCUACCUCUCUUGUGCUGUUUUCCUACAGGUCUUUGUUCUUAACGUGGGGCAUUAUGGAGAGUUUUCAUGUAGAAAUCAAACUAAGAGUCUGAAAACCAUUAACAUUUAUCUUUCACUGUUACGCUGGUUUGUGGAAACCUCAGCUGUCAGCAGUGAUUCGAGAGGGCUCGCCCGAAGAAUGUGAUUGUUGAAUUGUUCUUAAAAACUUAAAGAUUAGAUGUGAAAGGUUGUUAGUGAAAACCAGAGUUGAACUGUACAGGUACGUUUGUGGUGACAUUUGGCAUUUUGUGUGCCAUUCUUAGUGCUGAACUUGUUUUGGGGGCAUAAAAUAUUAUAGGUCACCGGGGUCCCAAAGCAAUAUUCUCUCACCUGAGGUUAAAUUCUUGGCAUUUACAGUUUUUCACAAGGGAGUGAUCACACACUGCUUGUCUACAGCCAAUACAAUGGUGCAUAUGUAGUUACAAUAUAUUUACAUGCAAAUGUGUGUAAUGUUUCUAUAGUCUGACAGACUUCUGCCAUCACACUAACACUGUGAAUAUUAUGUUUCUCACCACAUUCAACUCAAAUCACAGUUUUAAGGUCACAUUCAUCUUGAUAUUUUCAGUAAUUUAUGUAAUGCAGUUUAGGUCAAGAUUCAGGUGAAACAGGGACUUACGUUACUGUAAACCAUGGAAAUUAGUCAUAAAUGAAUGAAUUUAUUGAACUUCAGUUCAUGUUUUACAAAUGUGAACGUGUGAAUUUCACAGUAUUGAAUUCUCAUUUUUAAUGUGUGACAAACUUCAACUUCAUAUUGAGCAAAAGUUAACCUCCACUGGACCUAGUAUACACAAUAUGGACAAGCCAAGAAGUCUGACCGAGUUUAGAUAUUCAGAUUGCAUAAAAAAAGUAUUUGUUCCCCAUCACUGUGAUGUCUUCUUGUCAGUUAUGAACUUGACUGGUCAAAAGAGACAUUCAAACCCUGAUUUCCUUUGAAAGGAAAGUUGCCUUAGACUGAGAUAUCAGGAUCAAACUAACGAGGGCUAUAAUAAAAGUGCACAAUAGCAUUUUUCUUCAGAAAGCCUUUGUUUGGCUCUGGAUUUCUAUUCCAUAUUGUUAGGAAAGCUUCAAACAAGUUUUUAAUUUUUUUUGUGGAUGUAACAAAUGCAUGCAAAUGGCUUAAAUGUUUCAUCUCAGAGAUGUAUGUGGAGCAGCAGGAGAGUGAACACCUGUAUACAGGUACACAGCCCAGUGACCAGAGCAUUUCCUUAUACAGUAUUAACCUUCAUUAUUUGUGAUACAGCUCCUCAAAGGGACCAGUUUUUCUGUCAAAGCUCUCUCUCGUGCCAAAUUAGAGUGCUGAGCUUAUUUUUGCAUGCUCAGAGAACUGACUCAUGGAAAUGCAAACACCUUGUUGUGAAGUAUCGGUGUUAUCUGUGUAUUUUAAUUUGUGUAGCACUUAUACAAAAACCUGGAAAAUGUAAAGGAUAGAAUAUUUUUGUGAAGAUUAUAAUUUGUUUAUUUUAAAAGUAACCAAUCCAAAUGUGAAUCCUUGAA